Orussus abietinus is the source of this 3383-nucleotide messenger RNA. It is a transcript of the gene snu, whose product is annotated as ABC transporter G family member 20. The record is from RefSeq and is a predicted model, not a curated record. Gene Ontology annotation, cellular component: membrane. The coding region runs from base 468 to 2780 and encodes 770 amino acids. The transcript has 14 exons. Lineage: Eukaryota; Metazoa; Arthropoda; Insecta; Hymenoptera; Orussidae. Gene Ontology annotation, molecular function: ABC-type transporter activity; ATP binding; ATP hydrolysis activity.
CGGGUCGCGUGCGCGGCAAGGACGAAGGAACGGGCCGAGCGCGGACCGGUCCCAAGAAGAAGAAAAAGGAAGAAGGAAUCGGCCAAGUGGGAGGCGGUUUCGUGGCCGUCGUGGCGCGGAGAAGGGAUAGAGGUCGAGGUAGUCGAGUGUCGGCGGCGGCGGCGGCGGCGGCGACGACCAGUGGCGAUCGACGGCGUGGCGAGUGGAGUCGCACGCGACUCCGACCGAGGGAAACCGCGCUGUCUUCCGGCUCUACCACUCGACCUUUGAUUCCGACACGACCAUGAGCGACUCGUGACGUUGGCGUCCCUCGAGCCGGAUCGGUGCUACCCCGUGGAAGCGCGCGGACGACCGUCGGUGACUCCGGCGGGAACGAGCGAGCGGCCGAGCGAGCGACUGGAAAGGAUCAAGACGACCGAGGCUCGGGCCAGGAGGAAAGCGAAAUCGUCGGUCGGGAGUCGGCGAGGAUGGUGUCGGACGCGGAGCACACCCUGGACGGGGGCAUCGUGCCGCCCAGCAGCGCGCUCGUGACCCCUGGGCUCAACAACCCGGCGUGGAACCGGCAGCAGGCCGUGAGCGUGAGGCACGCCUUCAAGACGUACGGCAGCAGCAAGAACCCCAACAACGUCAUUCAGAAUCUGAGCAUGACGGUGGCCAAGGGGUCCAUAUACGGCCUCCUGGGGGCCAGCGGCUGUGGCAAGACGACGCUCCUCUCGUGCAUCGUCGGCCGCAAGCGACUCAACUCGGGCGAGAUCUGGGUCCUGGGCGGCAAGCCCGGCACCAAGGGCUCCGGCGUGCCGGGCAAGCGCGUCGGCUACAUGCCCCAGGAGAUCGCCCUCUACGGGGAGUUCACCAUCCGGGAGACCAUGCUCUACUUUGGCUGGAUCUUCGGGAUGGACACUCCGGAGAUCGUCGAGAGGCUGCGGUUCCUGCUCCAGUUUCUGGACCUGCCGUCGCAGAACAGACAGGUGAAGAAUCUGAGCGGCGGCCAGCAGCGGCGCGUCUCCUUCGCCGUGGCUCUGAUGCACGACCCGGAGCUCCUGAUCCUCGACGAGCCCACCGUUGGCGUCGAUCCCCUGCUGAGGCAGAGCAUCUGGAACCACCUGGUUCAAAUUACCAAGGAUGGAAACAAGACGGUCAUCAUCACGACUCAUUACAUCGAGGAAGCCCGGCAAGCCCACACGAUCGGUUUGAUGAGGAGCGGAAGACUGCUAGCCGAGGAGUCGCCUCGAAUGCUUCUGACGAUGUACGGUUGUACAUCGCUCGAAGAAGUGUUCCUUAAAUUGUCUAGAAAGCAAGGCCAAUACGUCCAGCCCGCCACGGAACUGAACAUUUCGAAUAACAUUAAUCUGGCAUCGUUAAACUGGAACAAGAAGGGCGGUCCCGUGUACGUGACCGAGGAGUCCGGAGUCGUCGGUCUUAACUUUCAUCAGAGCAAGGAAGUCCUUAUCUACGAUACGACCAACGGAGUUGGCAGCCACUACGACUUGAACGGUAAGCCGCUUCCGGGCAUCAUGAAUGAUUCGUCCGUCGAGUGUGCGGAUUGCGGAGACUGUUCCGAUUGCUAUAAAAUUACAAGUUCGGGGAAGAUAAAGGCGCUCUUACAGAAGAACUUCCUUCGAAUGUGGAGAAACGUCGGGGUGAUGCUGUUUAUUUUCGCUUUGCCAGUGAUGCAAGUGAUUCUGUUCUGCUUGGCCAUCGGAAGGGAUCCUACUGGUUUGAAGUUGGCUAUAGUAAAUCACGAGAUGGUAUACGAAAACAUGUCCUGUCCAAUUGCGGAAGACUGCAGUUUUACCUACCUUAGCUGCCGCUAUCUAAAAUUUCUGGACAACGACACAAUGGACAAGGAAUACUACCCCGAUCCAGAAUCAGCCAAGGAAGCUGUCCGCAGGGGCAAGGCUUGGGGCACUUUGUACUUUACGGAAAAUUUUACCGACGCCUUGGUCGCGAGGAUGGUUUUAGGAAAAGAGGCUGACGAUGAAACACUGGAUCAGAGCGAGAUCAGGGUGUGGCUCGAUAUGUCCAAUCAACAAAUCGGCCUGAUGCUCGCUCGAAACCUGCAGUAUUCCUACAGAGACUUCGCAAAGGACUUGCUUUCAACGUGCGACCAGAACACGAAAUUGGCCGAUGUUCCGAUUCAAUUUAAGGACCCAAUUUAUGGAACGAACGACCCAAGCUUUACCGACUUUGUGGCUCCAGGAGUGAUAUUGACCAUCGUCUUCUUCCUGGCGGUGGCACUGACGUCGUCGGCCCUGAUAAUCGAGAGGAUGGAAGGUUUACUGGACAGAAGCUGGGUAGCCGGAGUUUCACCGGGCGAGAUCCUCUUCUCCCACGUGGUCACGCAGUUUGUCGUCAUGUGCGGUCAAACGGCACUCGUCCUCAUCUUCAUGAUUCUGGUCUUCGGCGUCGAGUGCAAGGGCGACAUCGGUUGGGUGAUACUGCUCACCAUUUUGCAGGGUCUUUGUGGCAUGUGUUUCGGUUUCGUCAUUUCGGCGAUUUGCGAACUCGAGAGAAACGCUAUACAAUUGGCACUCGGCAGCUUCUACCCGACCCUUCUACUUAGCGGUGUCAUUUGGCCGGUCGAAGGAAUGCCGACGAUUUUGCGGUACGUCUCGCAGGGAUUGCCCUUAACGAUGGCAACAACCUCUCUUCGUUCAAUGCUAACUCGAGGGUGGUCAAUCUACGAACCCGAUGUAUAUAACGGUUUCAUCUCCACUAUUCUCUGGAUUAUCGUGUUUUUAACGAUAAGUAUGGUGGUUCUUAAAUUUAAACGCGGUUAAGGAUGAGCUUCGGAUAUCGAUUGUUAUUUGUACAGUACCUUUCUAGAAUAUUUUAAUCCUCUUCACACCGUUGAAGAGAACUAACGGUAUUUCAGUGGUGCGAGUAUUGUAUCAUUAAUUACUGUUCCUUGCGAUGCGAUCCACGCCGACGUACUCCUUGCACUCGAUUUUUCGCAAAUGGUGAUCGAGCCGGGGUCGUUGCAACGUUGCUACACCGCACUGGUGAUUUAGCUACUUUCGUAACGUACCUCCUAAAGAGAGCGUCCGUUUCAAUUUCGAAAAACAACGAAACAAAGACAACGGCGACCGGAAAUGAUAAGGAGAGUGCAAUGAAAUCGUAGAAACGAGAGAGAAUCCAUCGAGAAAUAAAACCGUUGGUAACGGUGGAUGAAACGUUUAAUCGGAAGAUCGGUAAGAUGUCAAAUCCGUGAAGCGAGCGCGAGGUAACUUUGAAACUGUAGAAAUAAAAAGCAGAACUCGAUAGCCCUUUUCGCCACCAUUUUGACGCCACGUGCGUCGGUCUUUGUAACAUAGAAGCUUAUUGUACAUUUUAUAGGAAUACUUUACACAUUACAGAACCAAUAAAACUUACAGUCAGUCAAA